Molecule: messenger RNA, 435 nt
Organism: Rangifer tarandus platyrhynchus (Svalbard reindeer)
Lineage: Eukaryota; Metazoa; Chordata; Mammalia; Artiodactyla; Cervidae
Source: the annotation of a GenBank genome assembly
AUGGCAGUGGGAGGGCAGAGCUGCCGGAAUGCCCCACCCUGCCCCAAGCGGACCUUCUGCAGUGCUUCCCAAUCUUUCUCGGAGCUCAGGCUCUGCUCAGGUUCAGGGAGUCAGUGCCCAGGACCCCAGACCCGAGUCUGGGUAAAUGGGGAGGAGACAGGACUCCAGCAGCCUCUGGGAUCAUUCUCUGCCUCUGCCCAGCAAAGGGGAGAGAGCAACAGAAUAUGGACGAUUCACUUUAAUUCACUUCAACUCAUCAUCCAUUUAUUGAGCAUCUCCUAUGUGCCAGGCAUUGGGCCAGGUGCUGGGGAUGUACACAAAGCCAUAACAGAGCUGGGAACCGCUAGGUCAGCACUGUGGGGAACCAAGAUUUUUUUUUUUUUUUUGGUGCAUCUAAUUCCACCUCUGCAGCUACUGCUUCCAGGGCUGGGGUAG